GCACUCGGCGUUGCUGAGCCGCCGACUGGAGGCUGUGCCUAGUGGCGGACAGUGAGUCGCAGGCCUCGGACUACCCCCGUCUGCCGUUUACCCCAUAGGCCGGCUGUCCGCCUCUCGCACCUUUCCCGGCCAGGCCCGCGCCAUGCAGGCUGCCCUCUUCCCCUCCGACAGCGAAGGCGACGACACGGGCGCCCGGGCGCUGCUGGCUCUCAAGUCGGCGCCGUGCAGCCCGAGCCGGCUGAGCGCUCAGCUCAAGAGCGGCGCCGUGCGCUGGGAGCUGGGCCUCGACCCGCAGGCCCCGCCCGACGCCGCUAUCGCCAAGCUCGAGGGCCGGGAUUUCGAGUACCUGAUGCGGCAGGAGUCGGUGACCAUCGGCCGCAACUCGAGCCAGGGCCCCGUGGACGUGAACAUGGGCCACUCGAGCUUCAUCUCCCGCCGGCACCUGCAGAUCACCUUCCAGGAGCCGCACUUCUACCUGAAGUGUCUGGGCAAGAACGGCGUCUUCGUGGACGGAGUCUUCCAGAGGAGGGGAGCUCCGCCGCUGCCGCUACCCCGACAAUGCAUGUUUCGUUUUCCCAGCACUGUGAUAAAGAUUACUUUUACAUCGCUUUACAGUAAGCAGGAGGUGAAGGAGGAGCAGCCACCAUCUCCCAUCCACCCACUCCGCCCACAGAUCUCACCACUCAAAAUUAACAUUCCUGAUCCUAAUAUUGAGCUGGUCAGUCCUAUCCCCUCACCCACUGGUACUAUCAGUGUCCCCAACUCCUGUCCUGUGAGUCCACGUGGUGCCGGCUCCUCUGGUUACCGGUUUGGACGCAACAUCACCAGAGACCUCCAGCUAGCAGCAGCGUUUGCAGAAAAAGCAGCAUCUGAGCAACAGGCAGAAACAUCUGGUGGUGACAGCCCUAAGGAUGAUUCAAAGCCCCCAUAUUCCUACGCACAGCUGAUUGUACAGGCCAUAUCUUCUGCUCAGGACAAACAGCUAACACUAAGUGGCAUCUACGCACACAUCACAAAGCAUUAUCCUUACUACAGGACAGCUGACAAAGGAUGGCAGAAUUCAAUCCGGCACAACCUUUCUUUAAACCGUUAUUUUAUCAAAGUACCACGGUCACAGGAAGAACCUGGAAAAGGGUCAUUUUGGAGAAUUGACCCUUCAUCAGAGGCGAAGUUGGUGGAGCAGGCAUUCCGAAAACGCAGGCAGCGAGGGGUCUCUUGUUUCAGGAUGCCAUUUGGACCCAUUUCUUCCAGGAGUGCUCCUGCGUCUCCCAGUCAUCCAGGACUUCUCUCUCCUCACUCGAGUGGGCUGCAGACUCCUGAAUGCUUGUCACGUGAAGGUUCCCCUAUUUCGCAUGACCACGAUUUCACAAGUUCCAAGUUGGCGUCGGUGCCAGAGGGUCGCUUCUCUCAAAGUGCACCAGGGUCUCCAGUUAGUGGGCAGCCUGUUAUAAUGGCAGUUCCUCCCCAACCUCCUAGUGUUGUAACCAAAUCUAUGGCUUAUAUGCCCACCUCCUUAAUAACUUCCCAACAGUCCACUGGGCAUGCCAUUCAUGUGCUUCAGCAAGCGCCCACUGUAACCAUGGUGAGGGUGCUAACGACAUCGGCCAACACCUCGAAUGGCUACAUCCUUACCAAUCAGAGCCAUAUCGGAAGUGGGCAGGUCAUUCACGAUGGUUCCAAUGACCAGAAAGGAGUCCUUGAUGAUAAGUCUCUUGUGACCUUUACAAAUGUACCUACUGGCAGUCGAGUGAUUCAGACGGUUAGCAGUCAAAUGCCUCAACAUGUACCUGGACAGAUGGUUACUAUCCUUCAGCAGGCACCAGCAACGUCCAUGGGACAACAUCAGCUUCCAGUGAAGACAAUAACUCAGAAUGGCAAACAUGCUGUUCCGGUUACAAGCCUCCAAGGAAAUACUUACGCUAUUACUAAUCCACUACAGAUCCUGGCUGCACAGGCUACAUCUUCGUCCCCUGCAGUUAUGAGCAAGCACCUUGUCACCGAACCACAACAUCCAGCUGUAUCCCUAGGUGAGCCUGAGGCCAAACGGCCCAAGAUGGAAGAGUCAACUGGAUCAAGCUCAGGUCUUGCUGUGAUCACAUCAACUCCACAAAUGCAGGGUGCCAGUGAAUAAGGAAAACAGGAAUCAUGGAAACCGAUUACAGUGGUGAAGAUAUACUCAAGUAUGUUCCACAGAAAAAAAGACAGAAUUCCAAGGUGCCAAACUGAUGGGAGAAAGGAUAUUUAAAAAAAAAAGCAAGCCUACCUUGAACUGAGGUGCUCGUUUUUAACGAGGAAACGAGACAGCUGAUUGUUGGAUUAAGGAUGGCUGAGGUGGCGAUGCAGCCAUCUCCGUAAACUAGGCUUUGUUGGUGUUUUACAAGCCUUAAUUUUUAAAAAAAAGUUAUAAAGGAUUGGUGGGAGGGAAGCAGAUGAAAUGACUCGAGUUCCUCUAGACACAAUGGGGUCUUGCCAAGACUCUAGCUUGGUGAUGUGGAGAUAGUACUCAGUAAAUGUGCUAACUUAUGUUCUUAAUUACUACAAACCAUAUCGGUACUGCUGACGUGCCAUGUUUUGUGCACAUAGCCUUUCCAGGAGAACAGAGAAUUUACUAAUUUUGUCAAACAAUAUUGCCCAAAUUGCAUUGGAGACAUUUUGUGCCAUUGCCCAAUGUCACAAAAUUAAGCCAAUUUUCCUUGUAUAUUGCACUUCGCUAAACUGCAUCCCCACAAUGUGGCUCAUUUGGGGAAAUCCACGAGGAACCCUUUAUAAACAGACAAGUUGUUUGAGUGAGAGUAUGGAAGUGCGGAAGCUCCCCUAUGAGUGAAAUUUAUUUUUAAAAUGGAAUUAGUUAAAGCAAGACAGGACAGUUUAUUAAUACUGUUAAAGUCAGCCUCUUUUGGAGGGGGUUGGGGGUGAAGGAGGAAGAGAACAAAUGAUGUCUGUGCCUUGUGCUUAAUGUCAAUACCUGAGAUAUAACUGGAUUGGUUCCUGAACUAAAAUUAUUUUUAACAGUGCCUGCUUGAUCCCAAACUUUUCAAAAUAUUGCCUCACUGAAUUAUCCCGUCCAAUUUGACAGUGGCGUUUUAAGUUUUUGUUUUCAAACUGUGCCGUUGAGUUAACAAUAGUUUCCCCCAAUUGACCAGCAGAGCAAUAUUUUAACAAUUGAUGUAACUUAGUGGAGCUUUGAUCAGUUAUGUAGUUUAAAUCAUUGAGAACAGGCCUUCCUUUAACUGUUGAAUGUUUUACCAUUGAAGCAAAGAACAUUUCAUGUGCUGACUAUGGCAAAAUAUCAGAGUAAUAUUUACAAAAAAAAAGUACUUGCAAAUUACACAAAUACAGCCACUUUAUUUUUGUCAUUGAAUUCGUUCUGAAUUUCAAUUCACAAUCAGAUCUGAUCAUGCAUAUAUAAUCCACAUUUUUUAAUUGAAUUAGACUCUCAUUUUAGAAAUGGGAGUUACAUGUUUCUAUUCUAAAGUAUGCAAGUAGCUUAAGAAAUUGGUACUACAAAUUCAGAUCAACUGGAUCUGAUUCAAUGCUCUUUUGUUUUUGUCGUGCUGAGGAGACACCAGUAAUAUUGUGCAACGUUUUAAAAACUAUUAAGAGAAUUCUGUAAUUCUCACAAGCUCAUUUAUUAACUUAUGUUUGUAGAUUUUGGUAUUCCACUAAUUUUUAUGUGUUUAUACUUGUUACUCAAAGUUGCAUUUCAGCAAAAACCAUUUCCCUUAAAUCUCCUUUACACAAAUGUAAUUAAAUCUCAGCCAAUAUAGAUUUAAUUUAUUUUGUGGGUUCAUUCCUGACAUAGUUCAGUUUCUGUUGGUAUCGAUAAUGUUGGCUGGAAAAGUAUACAGAUCAUGAAAAAGGUAUGUCAGAGAGAUCGUUAUGACUGGCUCAAGUCUGUUCUAUUAGUGAAUUUUCUGGCAAAUUCUGUAGCUGUAUUGUGAGAGGUAGUGAAUUGCUCUGUAUGACACCGCACACCUCCCCAGUACUGCAAAUGAUAAAAUAUGAAGCUCUGUUUUAUGGAAGUUGGAAUUCUAAAGAUUAGUCAUUCUGGCAAGCCCUUUGUUAAUUUUUGAGAUAACAUGCAAUUUCCAUCUGCACCAUUAACAAAGGAAAUGGAAACAUAUUAACAAAGUAAAAUUAGGAAGCCAGUAAACUAACCUGAUGACAGCUUCAAUUGGAGUGAGGUUUGUAUAACUAUGUUUCAAACAAUAACAUUGGCUGGGUCACUUUUCAGGAAAGUAACCAUCAAGGCAGCUCAAAUGUGGAGGUGCAGUUGUUUGACAAAGCUUUAAUAAUGCAGUGGAAAUCUGUUGUGUGUCUCUGUACAAAAUAACAUGAAAUUUCAGAAAUACAUUUUCUAAAAAUUGAGCAAUAUUAAAAUGCUAUAUUUUGUAUACAUUGUUUUAACAGCUUUCCACUGUAAAUAACUUUUGUUUUAAUAUCAAUGAGUCUUUUGCAAGAAUUUCUUUAAUCUGAAUAUUAUAGAUCCUGAAGAAUGAGAACAGUCAGGAAUGUGAAAAGAGUGUUGAAGCUCAUUCUUUAUAACCAAAAUUUUCUCAUUAUAACAUCCGACUGAGCAACCUCAAUGCCUUUAUUACUUUGUCUGACUGAUUAUUUCAAGCAUAUAUUAUAAGAGAAUUUUUUUUACCUCUGGUAUUUGUUUUAAAUGUAUUUACUAGUAAUACUUGUCUAGAUUCUCUGAUCAUUCUUUUUAUCUUAGCUUUACGUAAUUUAAAAUGUCAGAGCGGUGAACUGCAAGUAUUUGAUUUUGGUGAGGAUGGGAAUUUAGUGGCCAAUAUUCAGUGAUGUUUUACUAUUCAGUGAGUCAAUAUAUUUAAGCUUCCUCAAACAGAUUUGAAAUGCAAAAGCAAAUAGGGUAAUGGGUUAAUUCAGUUUUUUAAAAAAAGUAUGAUGUAAAAUCAUAGCAGGGGAGAAUAAAUUUUAAACGCUGUAAGGCAAUUAUUGUUAUCAAAUACUUAAUGAAAGGAAUGUGCUUAUCAUUUAGAUUGUAAACUACAAAUCAAGUGACUUUUGUGGGGGAAAUGUCCUGUCUACUUAUACUGGGGCAAACCAGAAGUAAUUGUGAGAUGUCCCCACCUCAAGUUUUCAUUUCUUGCAUAUUCAACAGAACAUCUGACAGAUCUAGACUUGAAGCCCAUCAAAAAAACUCAACUUAAUAUUGAUGAUCCUUGUUCUUUUCUCCCUGCCAUUCAGUGCUGCAUACACCAUUCAUUAUUUCCCAAUUGAUGACAAAAUUGCACUCAAUUCAAUUGGAAUAUUUUAUGCUCGAAAUUAAAUUUGCUAUUGCUGAGAAAAUAUAAAUGGACAGAAUGCGAAUUGCAACUUGAUUUUGGACAAUGCAAGUCUGAUGUUCGUCUGUCAAUGCAACUUGUCUAAUGAGGGCAAUGAUAGUCUAGUCUGACUUGAAAUAGAUUUUUUUUCUUCUGACAAUGCAGUACAUUCAGCAUAUACACAAAGCCACAUUUCUCCAUUGUGAAACGAAGUCAAUUUCAAAUGUUUUAAGUCUGCAAUAAACAGCAACUUAGAAGCAGUAAUACAGUCCAAUCCUUGUUAGCAAUGUUUUCCAAGUCUGACAGUAUUGCUAACAUUUGAGCACAGCCAUCCCACACCUUGUAAAGACAUUUUUGAAAGGAAUGUUUAUAUUACCUGAACAGUGUGUACUGCAGGAAAAACACAGUAAGAACAUUGUGGAAUGAUCACAAUAUAUAUUAAUUAAUUGUCAACCAACAAAGUGUAAUUCAUAUAGUACGAAUUCUUUGCAAUGUGUGUUUCCAAUUAGUCCAGCCUUGAAUACCCAUAAUAAGCAUGUGAAGAUGCUGUACUGUUAUUUAAAGAUGCCACUUUGUGUUAGAACUUUACAAUUUUUAUAUUAAAGGCAAAAAGAUUUUUAACAAUGUCAUUGUAGAGCUCACUCCAAAAUAUAUUUAAAAUACAGAUCCUAGCACUUUCAAAUGUGGGUUUAGGGAAAGAAGAUGUUUUCAAAAACUCUAAUUUUUAAAAAAAUUAAAUAAUUGUAUUCUCAUUUAUAAUGUGGAUUUUAAAAUAUAAGUAUAAAUACAAAUUGGCACUUGUAUACAUUGAGUGUUAUCUUAAAUGGAGUGGAAUAGUUUGAAAACACCACAUGGGGCUAGAUUUUCAUUGAUCUGUAAGCAGCUACACUAGUUUAAUUUUACAUGUGGGAUGAAGCCUGAAGUAUGAUAGAUAGUGAUCUAAUGUAAUGUCUGCCUCAUCUUUAUUGUACAAAAGAUAUUUUUUUUAAAAUUAGCUAUAUCUUUUGAAUCUGUCUAGGCAUAAUUUAAUAUCUUCACAGGUUCUUCAGUUGUCUUUGCUAUCAAAACUUUUAGUUAAUUCAGUUGUACUUAUUAGUGCUUUUUAAAUUCAAAUUCUGUCAUUUUUUUUGUAAACUGGACAGUUUGAUUUAUGAAUCUUGGUACAAUUUUCUUUGUUCAAUAUGACAAUUCCUAACUGAUAUGAAAGAUUGGUACUCAUAUUCUAUCCUAACAAAAUGCUCCAUAUCUGACAGGUUCUGGCCAUAGGACAGUGGUUCCAUGAAGCCUUCUAGUGGCAAAGCCCCCACCAGCCUCUUUAUUCAUCAACUAUUUGUUUGUAUUGGAUGUUUCUGUUUUGUAGUUGUCUUCCAGAACCCAGCAUGGCACUGAUGGACAGAAAUCUGAUCUCACCAGAUUACUGCUAACAAAUUGCAAAGGUGGGAGUAAAGGCCUCAUCCUCCAAAAGAUGACCCAGACUGGUGGGGAUGUCAUUUUUCUUUUCUCUCCCAUUAAAUUGCAAGCUCAUAACGAUGCUGUUUGUUCUUCUCCUUUAUGUUUAAUCAGUGCACCCUUAUCCCACCAUAUGUCAAUAAACAAAUCUGUCAGCUAGCAUUUCUGGUAACUCUAGUUGGGAUAGAGUAAUAUUAUAUACACAGGUGAGUACACAUGGCACCUCACCCCUCCUACCAGUGGCUAUUGUAUAAUUCCAUCAAAAUAGAACUGAAAUCUAUUUACUCUUUGAUUUCAUUUUAAAAUCCAGCUUAAGCUCUUAGACUUUUCCGAAUUUUUUCCGAAUAUUCAAUUGAAUGAAGUAUCCUAUACUCAUAGAAUCCCUACAAUGCAGAAAGAGUUAUUUGGCCUAUCGGGUCUGCACCAAGCAUCCCACCCAGAUAACCCCCACCCUAUGCCCAUUAUUACCACAGCUAACCCACCUAACCUGCACAUCCCUGAUACUAUAGGGCAAUUUAGCAGAGGCCAGUCCACCUAAUCUGCACAACUUUGGACUGUGGGAGGAAACCGGAGCACCCAGAGGAAAUCCAUGCAGGCACUGAAAUAGUAUGGAAACUCCACACAUCCAGUUGCCCAGUGCUGGAAUCGAACCUCAGUCACUGGUGCUGUGAGACACUAGUGCUAACCACUGUGCCAACAAGCCAUCCAAGCACUAAACUGAUAAUUUGACUGCUGAUAGAAAUUAUCUAGCAGUAGUAAAUUCCACAUUUGAAAAGUUUUUGAAUGUGUGUUAGAGACAUUCCAAAAGCAGCCUUUCGUUAAAAUUUUAAAACCAUUCACUUUCACAACCAAAUGUGGUAGCUCUUUAUUAGCAUUGUGGUUAAAUAAUUUCAGUAAGAAUUUAAUGUAGAUAAGUAACAGUUUAGAACCAUGCAAAUUAACAUUGUCCUUGUCAAAAUAGAAAACAAAAUGGUCUGCUAUUUGUUUUUAGUCUUCUGCACUUUCCACAUUGAGCAGUGCAAGUGGUUGGGAUGCCUUUUCUCUAGUUUCUAACAUGACCCAGUAGAUAAGUGAAAGGAAGCUAUUUUGCAACCAAGUAUUUUGACUAAUUUGUCAUGCUUUGUAUUUUCUAGCUAUGUAUUGCCAGCAGUCUCUGUUAGCAGAAGGAAUAAUGCUGCUACUUUGUGGUGGACAAUUAUAAUACCAUGACAAAACAAAUCUCAGGUAUACCUCAUGUAUAGUGAGGAAAGCAAAUGGAGCAAUGAGAUUGUGCAUAAAUUAUCCAAAUCUGCCUUUUUUGUUUCAAAAGAAAGUGUUGAACGUAUUAAAUUAAUCGCAACAAACUAGAUGCUGCUAUGAGAAAGUUAUACUGUGGACUAUCUGCAAACUUCUGUAGAAGGGAAGGGAGCACAUCUGCAUUCUUCUUAUCUGGUCAUCGAGAUAAUCUUAGCCGGCAGGAAUAGAUCUGUAGUUAACAGCACAUUUCAGAAAUUGGAAAUAAGAAAAUGAUGGGGUAACAUUUUCAUCCAAUUAAUUGUCUGGCAUGUUACAAUUAGUUAGCUUUGGAUUCUGCAGGAAAAUAAUUCAGAAAUAAAAACAAUAACUUCUGGAAAUACAGUGUAGCUUCAUUAGUAUUUGAAAAUAAGUUAAACUUUUAUAAUGCAGGCUGCUCUGGUUUGAUAAAUUCAGUUCUCCAUUUUAUGAAAAUGCUGGAUAAACUAGUUUUGUAGCAGCAUUUAUGUUCUUGUUUUGAAUGUAACUGUUGGAAAAGAGACUUUUCAAUAUUUUGAGCACGUGGUAUACACCAAACUAGGGAUAAUGUGUAGUUAAGAAGUGCAGUGACCAUUCUAUCUAUUUAGAAAACCAUUUAAAUAUUACAAUUGGCGAAUUCAUUCUUUAUGGUUUUUCCUCAAUGAAAUAAGACUACACUGCCUCAAUCUGUGUUAAUUGAUUAAUUAUAAAUGUGUGACAGUUUAAGGAGAAAUAAAAUCAGACUUAUGUUUUUCUACAUGUUUGCAGUUUUAUUUUUAAACCAAUACAUUGUUUUAAAGUUUAGUAGGAAUUAAUUAUAAUUAAAGUUGCAAUUUUAAAACAGUGUAACUUUUUUGAUAACAUAUAAUUUAAUUGUACAGAUUUUUAGGGAUGUUAUUGCCUAAUUUAGCACAGGAGUUGUCAACAUUUAAAAUGCUGGUUAGUAUAAAGACUGCUUUCCAAAGGGGUCCAGAAGCAAUCUCCACCAAAUUGUUCAAAAUUACUUGCUGCUCACAAAAACUAUUUUGUGGCUUCUUAACUGUAGGUUUUAUAAUAUGCCAAAUUAUAUAAUCUGCUUUGCUCAUUGUGUGGGACCCCAUACAGCAUGUGAUAUUGCAUAACAUGUGAAAUUAUAGAUAAACCUUUCU
Hemiscyllium ocellatum (epaulette shark) is the source of this 9139-nucleotide messenger RNA. It is a transcript of the gene foxk1, whose product is annotated as forkhead box K1. The coding region runs from base 143 to 2131 and encodes 662 amino acids. Gene Ontology annotation, biological process: regulation of transcription by RNA polymerase II. Gene Ontology annotation, molecular function: protein binding; RNA polymerase II cis-regulatory region sequence-specific DNA binding; DNA-binding transcription factor activity, RNA polymerase II-specific. The record is from RefSeq and is a predicted model, not a curated record. The transcript has 9 exons. NCBI's taxonomy places the organism in Eukaryota, Metazoa, Chordata, Chondrichthyes, Orectolobiformes, Hemiscylliidae.